AUGACUAUUGCUUUAGAAAUCGAGCUGCAUGCAAUGGUCUAUGAAGGCAUGGGAAAGUUCCUAGAAUCAGAGAAAUUAUUAGGCACCGACGAAUCUCGAGCACUUCUUUCUACACCUCCGACAUUCCUAAUGGCCCGUAGACUUGAACUUCUUAUGCUCGCUAAGGAUUAUCAAACUGUGAUGGAUAGAGCCAUUGAGGGAUUGAGCAUAGACUCUGAUGACUGGAUUCUAUGGAAGAUGUUGUUUGAUUCGUCAUUCGAGCUGCUGAAGGAAGCGAAGAGUGAGGAAGAACAGUCAAACGUUUAUUUCAUGAUCUUGGAUGCACUAUCACAAACAAUCAAUGCGGAUGGCAUGUCCACGAGUCGAUUACGCGGACCACAUCUCGCUCGGUUAGAGCUUUUGGGAAGAUUCUUCCGUCAGGAUGAGCCCAUCCGCGCUCUUUCCGAAAAAUUGAAUUUAGGAAAAGCAAUAGAUCUGAUGAUAAACUAUGUGCUGAGGUUUUAUGCAAAGCCUUGCUGCUAUAAUGACAUCAGUCAGUACCUAUGGAUGUUGGAUGAUGCCAACAAGGAAGAGCUGGUUGAUGGCCUGAAAGAAUUUAUCGACAGUGUAAUACAUCAAAGGGAGCAGGCUGGGGAAGAUCGUGAUGCGAACUGCUGGGCGGUAAUCAUGAAUGAGCGUCUUCGGCGAACGAUAGGAACAAUCGACAGAAUGCCAAGGAAGGAUAGGAGGAGACAUGUUCAACUUAUCAUUCAAGGAAUUCUGCAGCCGAUGAGCGUCACAGAAAACUACGAGAUCUGA
Molecule: messenger RNA, 798 nt
Organism: Ostertagia ostertagi
Lineage: Eukaryota; Metazoa; Nematoda; Chromadorea; Rhabditida; Trichostrongylidae
Source: the annotation of a GenBank genome assembly